AUGAAUGUACCGGAAAUUGUUGUUGAUGAAGAAAUUUUCUAUCAUGUUCGUUCUCUUCGUUUUGAAAUGGGUUGUAGCCAUACAACAUGUAGUUGUCGAAAAGUUCUUUGUCGUUUACUUAAUCAAAUGCCAUAUUUAGAAUGUUUAGAUACUCCUGAAGUCGAAUUUCUUUCUGGAUGUCCUUCAUUACCACCUAUUAAGAGACUUAUUCGAAAAGACUGCCAUGCUAAAUUAGUUAAUCUAUUGGUAAAACGUUUGCCAUAUUUGACAACACUCUUACUCAACCAUUUAAGUACAUAUCCAAAUGAAAUGUCGGAAGUUGUUGGUCCUUUAUUCAUUAAUCUUCCAUUGUUCGAAUCAAUUUCCUUUCCUUCUGGUGGUGGGUGGUGCGGGAAUGAUCGGACACCUUAUAGAAAAUAUAUUCAAGAAGCAUUGCAACUCAUACAAAAUAUGAAUAAUUCUCUCUCAAAUAUACAACUGAACUGGAAGAAUACCCAUGUAAAAAAAGUUGUGAAAAUCAUGAUUUUUAUGAGAAAUCUGAUGAGAAGUCGAUUUAAAUGGCACGAUUUUCAUAGCUUAGUAAUCGAUUAA
This is a messenger RNA of Adineta steineri, 591 nucleotides long. The record is from the annotation of a GenBank genome assembly. Lineage: Eukaryota; Metazoa; Rotifera; Eurotatoria; Adinetida; Adinetidae.